GCAACGAGAGGUUUGGCCUGCGACGUGCCAGGGGAGGCCUACCGCCGGGCCUGCAUCCACGCGCCCUGCGGCUGUCCGGAAAGCUCCUGCGGCUUCCGGGGCUCCCGCCAGAUGCUGCUCAACCACGUCUCCGGCCCGGACCACUCGCGGCCCGUCAUCGUCCUCCGCUACGGCCAGCCCCAGGUCCUCACCCUGCCCCUGUCGCGCCACUGGCACGUGCUCGUCGGGGAAGAAGACCGCCCGGCGCCGGCGGACCGCGACCGGAACGUGUUCCUCGUGUCCGUGUCCGCCCGGGAGACCGGCCCCGCGGAGGUGUCGCUGGUCUGUGUCAGGGCGGACGGCGGCACGCACUUCUCCUGCAGGAUCUCCGUCGAGCACUCCGUGGAUGGGUCGAGGCUGAUUUUGGAGUCGCCCAAGGUGAGCAGCAGCUCCCUCACCUCCUCCGGCGAUGGCGCGCCGCCGGUCAGGGCCCUGAUGGUGCCCCAGGAUUACUUGGCCGGCGACAGCGUCCCCCUUGGCAUCCACAUCGACAAGCUUAGACCUCCUCCCAGUCCGCCUGCUCUGACUCCUAUCACUUCUAUUUCUUCGAUUACUUCUAUUGUUACAUCUACUACUCCGUCUCCUCUCGCCGCUGCCGCCGCCACGGUCAAUCCGUCUCCUUUCGCCGCCGCCGCCGCGGUUGUUCACGGCGGCUGAGAGUUCCAAGAAAAGGAAAAUGCAAACCCCAAGAGACUGUAGCUAGUGAAGACAAUUAAUGUAGUGUUAGCCAGCUAGCUAGCUGUUCGCCAUGGCACUUUAUCAAUCCGAGGAGUAGAUAUUUUGGUAUUUGAAAUCAAUCAUGUGUUGCGGUUUGCAAGUAAUUUAUCGGUCCGAUUCAAGGGUACGUUUAGUUUGUGCCAAAUUUGCUUUACUAAUUUUUUCCAACCAAAAGAUGGUCAAGAAUUUAUUUUCCAUUUUCCAAAGAUUUGUGGAAGGAUUGUGAUGGGGAUUGAUAAGGUUUCCGUAUGCAACCAAAAUUUGAGCAACCAACUAAGCAAACAAGAAGAAAUCUUCAUGGGCUGUCAAAAAUUUAGCAGGGCAACUUUGUGCUAAGUUUGUACAAAAUCUAAGACACUUUUAUGGUUCAGAGAGAGUAGUAUUUUGUACAGCAGAGUUAGAAAUCUGAAGGUGGUAGACAGUGAAAUAUAUGCACGAAGGAGAAGAGAAGAGGUCUCUUCAAUCGAUGACAAUAUCAUUAUGCUGAAAUGAUAGUGUCAGUUGUUUUUAUCUUUGACAUUGUUUUCUCACAAUCAUAUUAUUUCCUUAAGCCAGCACAUUACCUUGUCUUGCAAAAAGACAUUAUCCUUGUCUCAUUAUGAAAGCCUACUCUUCCUUUCUGUGUGCAGAAGCAGUAUGCUGCCCUUGUAUGGAUUCAUAGACCUCUGACGGAUGAUUACCAUAAAAAAAAUUCGGGUGUUAAUGAUAUGGUACAAGUCAUAAGCUUCACCCAUCCUCUUCCUAUUUAUCUUUGGUUGCGGUCCACCUUGAAGAGCCAACAUGACCAUAGUCCAUAGGCUUUGGGCGAAUUCUUGCAUUUUUUUAUUGUGAGAAUCUUUUAUGCAUAUGAAAGAGGUUUAGAACUCGUUAGUAUUGCUAUGCUUGUUGCGUCAACAAUAUGCCUUAAUUAUCAAGAAAAAUAGAUCAUACAUUAACACAUUUCUCAGAAAAAUAAUGUAAGAAAACCCAUUUAAUUCUAUAUCAUGUCAAAGUCAAUAUAUGAGACUAUGUUACAUUGAACUUCGUGUUACAUUAUCCUAUGAUGAGACUUACAUUCUCGGAUGGGAACAUGAAACAGGAAUGCUCACUGCACACACACAUUAUGUAUGAAAAA
Molecule: messenger RNA, 1870 nt
Organism: Brachypodium distachyon (stiff brome)
Lineage: Eukaryota; Viridiplantae; Streptophyta; Magnoliopsida; Poales; Poaceae
Exons: 1
Source: RefSeq, a predicted model, not a curated record